Molecule: messenger RNA, 620 nt
Organism: Mirounga angustirostris (Northern elephant seal)
Lineage: Eukaryota; Metazoa; Chordata; Mammalia; Carnivora; Phocidae
Product: TBC1 domain family member 22A-like
Exons: 3
Coding region: 146-556 (136 amino acids)
Source: RefSeq, a predicted model, not a curated record
GGGAGCAGGCGGAAGAGCCUCUGGGCGCUGGGCUCGGGCGUCCGGGGGCCGCUGAGGGGCCGCUCGGGGUGCAGGAAAGGGCCGCCGGGCCUGGCCGGCCGCGCUCGAGGUGUCGGGCCGCGGGCCUGAGGGAGGAGGAGGGGCCAUGGCCGGCGACGGGGCCCGGAAGCGGUUCUGGAGGCGCAGCAACGGCGAAGUCCCGGGCAGCAUCCAGCAUGUGUACGGCGCCCAGCACCCCCCCUUCGACCCACUGUUACACGGCACCUUGCUCAAGGGCGCGCCCAAGGCGCCCGCCACACCCGUGAAGGCCAAGAGCAUCAGCACCUUCCCGGAGUUUGAGAGCAACACCAGCGACGCCUGGGAUGCCGGCGAGGACGAUGACGGGCUCCUGGCCGUGGCAGCCGAGAGCCUGAACACCGACGUGGUCAUGGAGACGGCCCACCGCGUCCUGCGCAACCACAGCCAGCGGCAGGAGCGCCGCAAGCCGCAGGAGGCGCCGGGCCCCGAGCAGGAGCCACAGCCUUCGGCAGAGCCUCCUUCAGGUCCCGAGCGGUGACCUCCGGCUGGUGAAGUCCGUCAGCGAGAGCCACACAUCCUGUCCUGCAGGUGGGCGGGGGCGC